This is a messenger RNA of Hibiscus syriacus, 1112 nucleotides long. Its product is annotated as pyrophosphate-energized membrane proton pump 3-like. Gene Ontology annotation, molecular function: diphosphate hydrolysis-driven proton transmembrane transporter activity; inorganic diphosphate phosphatase activity. Gene Ontology annotation, cellular component: membrane. NCBI's taxonomy places the organism in Eukaryota, Viridiplantae, Streptophyta, Magnoliopsida, Malvales, Malvaceae. The transcript has 6 exons. The record is from RefSeq and is a predicted model, not a curated record. The coding region runs from base 153 to 1001 and encodes 282 amino acids. Gene Ontology annotation, biological process: proton transmembrane transport.
CCGGAGUCAGUUUGGGCCUGGAAUCGACAGCACUUCCUGUUCUUGUGAUAAGUAUAGCUAUUAUUUCUGCUUUUUGGCUGGGUCAAACCUCAGGGCUUGUGGACGAAACAGGAAGUCCAACUGGUGGGUUGUUUGGAACAGCUGUAGCAACAAUGGGAAUGCUCAGCACCGCGGCCUAUAUUCUAACCAUGGAUAUGUUUGGUCCGAUAGCUGAUAAUGCUGGCGGAAUUGUAGAGAUGAGUCAGCAGCCCGAGAGCGUGCGGGAGAUCACUGAUGUUCUUGAUGCUGUUGGGAACACUACAAAAGCUACCACCAAGGGUUUUGCCAUUGGAUCUGCAGCACUUGCUUCUUUUCUUCUGUUUAGUGCAUAUAUGGAUGAGGUUUCAUCUUUUGCACAUGAAUCUUUUAAACAGGUUGAUAUCGCCAUUCCUGAGGUUUUUGUUGGUGGAUUGUUGGGCUUCAUGCUUAUUUUCUUAUUUAGUGCAUGGGCCUGUGCUGCAGUUGGCCGAACUGCACAGGAGGUUGUUAGGGAAGUAAGAAGACAAUUUAUUGAGAGGCCUGGUAUCAUGGACUACAAGGAGAAACCAGAUUAUGGUCGCUGUGUUGCUAUUGUGGCAUCUGCAUCUUUGAGGGAGAUGAUAAAACCGGGUGCUUUGGCAAUAGUAUCACCAAUUGUAGUUGGUUUUCUAUUCCGAGUUUUGGGACACUACACAGGACAACCUCUCCUGGGAGCAAAAGUUGUGGCUGCUCUUUUGAUGUUUGCAACGGUUUCCGGUAUUUUAAUGGCUCUUUUUCUGAACACAGCUGGUGGUGCCUGGGAUAAUGCAAAGAAGUUUAUCGAGACCGGAGCUCUCGGUGGUAAAGGCAGUGAUGCUCACAAAGCAGCAGUAACUGGUGACACUGUGGGAGAUCCAUUCAAAGACACAGCUGGACCUUCACUUCAUGUGCUCAUAAAAAUGCUUGCUACCAUAACACUUGUAAUGGCACCUGUGUUUCUCUGAGACUUAUAUUUGCUUUAAUGUAUAUCAUGGGCACCCAUUACCUUUGAGUUAAGGUAUUUUUGCUCAUACAUAACAGAUUGAUAGAUAGAUAGAUAGGUAUUUUGAUGUAUG